Molecule: messenger RNA, 6675 nt
Organism: Spirometra erinaceieuropaei
Lineage: Eukaryota; Metazoa; Platyhelminthes; Cestoda; Diphyllobothriidea; Diphyllobothriidae
Source: the annotation of a GenBank genome assembly
AUGUCGGGCGGAGCGCUGAAACGGCUAAUGGCCGAGUACAAACGUGAGUUUGUUUACUCGAUCCAUCUGCCUUGCAGUCUGUAGUGUUCGGUCCGUGUCUCAAUCUGUAUAGCGUUUUUAAUCUUUAUUCCACCCUCCUCCAAUUGGAGGAGGAUAUGUGCAUUGCAUUGUGUAGAUUCCAGCAGAUAUUUGCUCCUAAUGAGACCGCCUGUCCGUUCUAGGUUUAUUUAUAUCCGCCACUGAAUUUCCAGAACUGUCUUAAAUGCGACGAAUGAGAUGACCAUUCUCCUGCAAGCAAACAUGUACACCCCCAUGCUUUUAACAGCGCAGGUCACCAGUGGACCACUUCUACCCCUCAUCAUUUACUUUUUAGUUAAUAUCCGAACGUCUGGAAUGCAACCUUCGGAAAGGUCUAGACUUCCUCUUGAUGUCAGAUCAUAAGUCACAUCACACAGGAGCUCCAUCCUUAGGGAUAGAUCUUUCCUAAGUGCAUAUCGAGAACUGCGUUUUUUGAUAUCUUUUUGUCAUAAAUGAACUUCCACUUAAAUUCCUAGGAUUGCUGGGACCCCUCCAUCACCGUUUGUUCAUCUCCCGCAAGGGUCGAGUUUAAUAUGUAUACGACCACUAGGGGAUUUUAGGCAUUCUGACAACCCUGCCCCACACUUAUCGUCACCGUAAGUAGGUGCUUUCACAAAUGUUUUAUGGGCAGCAAACCCGACCACUACUAAGUGGACACUUUUGUUAGCACGCGACCUUCAUCGAUUCGACGCGCGGACCGUUUUGCACUUCCUACCUCUCCGGCCACGCCUGGUCUAAUAUCGCAUCGAUUACCUCGCUGAUUUUACGUCUCUACACAUAACAGCACGCGGCAUCGCGUCUGAGGGCUUUGACCAACUCCUCUCUAGUGGCGUAGACCGACCGCUGAGGGUUCAAGAACCAUCCCCAUGUCAUGACGGGCCGUGUUGAAUCAGUGUGCUGGUGGGCUGUGGUGCUGGACCAUGGUUAACAGCACAUAAACUCACCAGGCGGACGGCGAAAAACAUGUCUACACUAUCUCAGACGUCUUCCUCUGGUGGUCUGAGACGUCUUUUGUGAUUGGAUUGAAGCGGGUGUGGUCGUCGCCCUGAAAACAAACUCACCAUGUCUUACUCGAGGAAUCAGUCACGGUCUGCGAUGAACAAUCAAUACCAGCUUUCUCCCGUCUGCCCACGCACAAUUCGGCCUCGAUUUUUUAUGGCCACGUGAAUAUCACGUCGGCCCCAUAUACACCUAAGGCUUCCAAAGCUUCGAAUUCCAGGUCAUGCGAGCCCCAUUUGGGUAUGGCUAGCUGACGUCGGCUAAUGAGCAAGAAGUUGCGACCACAGUCCCCUUCCCCUCUUCCGGCACUCUCUUCUGUGAUGGCGAGCGAUGAUUGUUAUUUAACAGUAACUUCGCCUCAAUGAAUUUAAAUCUACCCUUUAAACUGACAGCCAUAACUUCCGAGUAACGGCUUCUGCUGGUCACAGAUGUAGCUUGGAACCACUUUGCGCUUCCCAUCGGUUGUGAAUACAUCAAGUGAUUUAGCGACUUCAUUCACAAAUGCCACCGCAUUCUGCACUUUACCAUAGCUCGAUGUUAGCACGGCGGUACCAUGGACAUAGUCAAAAUCGGUGCAAAUUGGAUACCAUCAAAUCCACAUAGGACCCUUCCAACAAUCCAGCCACUAUGGCGUAGUUAAACAGAAUGGACGAUAGAAUGACACCUGUCAAACGACUGGUAGUGAUUUCUAUGGACCUGAUCUUGCACAGCGAAGGGACGUUAGCAAACCCGGAAUAAAGCCAGGGUUUUGCCGUCAUACCAUAUAGCUUCAUUGACCGCUACAGUGACUCACCAUGGACGAAAUGAAAAACUGCAAUUAAUUUAGCUCAGCAAACGGCCGUCAGUUGUUCGAAUCCAUGACGAAAUUCAGAAACUCAUUGCAGUGUAAGUAUCCCGUCGCUGCAUCCACGUCCUGCUCAGAACUCAGUUGACUUGGAUCUUUCCCUAGAGUCAUGAACGCUUUAAAACCACCUGAGAAUGACCCUGGCAAAGUCGUUUGCAGCAACGCUCACGAGAUUUGUGCCGUGGUAUGUAUCGCAAUCUGUCUCAUCUACCUUCUUGAAGACAGACACAAGGAUGCCUGAGUCUUGGUUUUAAGGAAGGAGCUUAUCACCCCACCCCUGUUCAAUCGCUUAAUGGAGUCGGACUCCAGCGGAAAUGCCAUUCUCCUCGGCCGCCCUGCCUCUGCGCAACCGCUGCAUUGAGUCUAUGAUUUCCCACCGAGGUCACAAGACACCGCAUAGACUUGAAUGGGCUAAAAAGAGCGGGCGAUGGCUUGCUAACCCUCGCACCAGCGCUUGACCUUGACUGAACUGUCAUUAGUAAAGCUGCCACUAAAAUGACGGACAGAGUUACUCAAAGCAGAGGAUCUGCUACUAACUUGGCGAACUAAAUGCUAGAGUUUUCCAGCGUCACCGACGUCUUCGUGGAAAUUUUCACUUCAUAAAUCUCCUGGAGGCAUCCGGACGGCUCUGACCAGCUGAACGUAAAGGGACCUGCCGCUGCUUGUCCGCAACUACUUCUUCAGACCCGAGGCUGGUUAGUCUUCUUUGAAGCCCUUACUUUUGUUCCACUCGUGGACGCGUAGGACGUCCGACAAACAAACAGACAAGUAAGCCCGUCUUUCACGCACGGGGCGAAACAAUCACCUCAUCAGUCUUUGAGUUCAUUACCCGUGUUGCAGGUAAGCAUAAGCCUCAUAGACUUUCGAGUCUGCAUACCUUCCUCCGGCUGGGCCAGGUAGCUUACUUCAUUUGUCCUGUUGGAGGGGGUGCCAAACCAGACACUCGGGCUUAAGACGUAGUGGAUUAUCAUACGACGAGUUCGAAAGAGGUUGUUUUCCUAAUUUAUGGCGCCCCAGUUGCAUUCAUCGUUUACUUGACCCACUAUCAGAUCCCACGCCUUGCUGUUGUCAGCAACGGACCCGCACACCUGUGCUGUGCCCAUCGCCUGGCAAGCUUAUCAUUUGCAGCGUUUUUUGUUGCCGUUGCUCCAAAAAUCAUGUCACAUCGCAUGUCGCACCACAUUGCGGCUCUUUAACGUGCAUCUUCCUUUAGAGCUUACAACUAGUCCUCCAGAGGGCAUCGUUGCCGGACCAGUGGACGAGUCAAACUUUUUUGAAUGGGAAGCUCUGAUAGCGUACGUACUCCCCUGUUUUUUAUUUUUCCGUUUUUUAAAAAUUAAAAUCAGUUGAGAGUGGGGCACAACCCCUGGCUACUACUUAAGUAUCUCAGUAGAUGCGCACUGAGGGUAAUGCUCACAUCAGUAUUGUUGCAUUUUAAUUUUGACCAAUUUAGCUUUUUAUACCUUUGUCUUGUUUGUUGAUACAGAAGGAGCAAUAGUAAUUUUAUUUUGAUUCUUAGCUUUCUAUUUUACCGCUUAAUGUCCUUUUUUCUAACGACUGCCUCUUCUAAAAUUCGUAGUACAUGUUCGAUGGCAUUUUCUUCGCCUUGGUUUUCAAAGCAGGCUGUCAAGCUCCUUCCGAACUAUCAGCGCUAGGCAAGAUCACCGACUUAGGAUCGUACUUGUACUUGAUACGGCUGCGAUCGUGCCUGAUCUAGCUGGCCUCGAUGAUGUCCCGAACUGUACCUCUCUACGCGUGACGAUCCGCGGCAGCAGAUCUGCCUAACUACAGGCCACCCGGCGCGUCCACGGGUGGCGGAUAGUGGGACGACCUUCAGUGAGGGUUGGUUGCGAAAUAAGCAGACCUAGGUCUGACAAAUAAGCAGUCGCGGACCAGCAGCGACACUGCUACCAGGGUGCUGUGGGCUGAGGUCUAGCACGCUGAAAGCCUUAUAAAAAGCCGCAAAACCCAAUGACGGCAUUGUGACAUGGCGAUCCUAAACCGCCAUUAAAUAAGUUUGCUUGCAACCGCUGCCUUGUGGUUAGGCUUUUAACCCAAAGCGCUAGAGGAGACAACCUCGAACAAACAAUCCGAGCGGCUGUUGGGGACCCGCCCGUAUUCGAAAUUCCCAAGAAACCUCAAAAUAUAUGUCGGACUUAGGAUCGGUGGACCAUCAGAUCGGUUGAGCACUUCUACACUUUAACGAGCGCAGGCAACUGGCGCACUGUGGACCAGCACUGAUGUCUGGACCCUCUGUUCAUAUUCAUUUUAUGCGGACUGUGAACGCUUAUCAGCGUCGGUCCAAUUAUGUCGUUCACCAGCUCAUUUAGUAGAUUAGGCAUUAGGCAUUCUAGGUUAUGGCGUUCAGAUCGCGGUCUUAGAGCUAUACAUGUGUGCAUACAUGCCUUCCUCGUCGGAUUCUGAAUUUGUACUGCGAGUCAACCUACUCUAGUUCGCAUUCCAAAGGCUAAGGGUACUCAAUAUCUCAUCAAACUGCGUAGUUUAAGCCUACCUUCUUUGUGUACUUUUACUGCAUUCUGGCUCAAAAUAAUCGUAUUGUGUUCCAGUGGUCCGGAUGAUACGCCUUUCGAAGGUGGUGUAUUCGCCUCUCGGCUUACAUUUCCCGCCGACUAUCCCCUUUCUCCACCAGAGAUGCGCUUCACCAGCGAGAUAUUUCAUCCAAACAGUGCGUUCAUGCAUCUCUACGUACUUUUUUGCCAAACGCUGCAUUAUUUCUCUGAUGUUAUGCUUUUUGUUGGUAACCUGUGUUCGCGAAAAGGAGCCCCGGUUGUUCUGUUAUAACCUAUUCCAGAAUGCCUUGAUGAAGCUUUUUCCGCUGAUUGGCUAAAACACGAUAGCCAGCCUCAGUAAAAUUGCCCAAUCAAUCACGGUUUGGUUGUAGGAAUGGUAUGAAUAAUCGUUCGUCGGACGACUAACACCUCGUUGACACAUGCCGCCCCAGCCACUGCACCCGAUCCCAUCACCAGACCCAGACAUUCCACUGGUGCACGGCGGUGGGGAAUGGGGACGGGAGAGGGAUGGAGACCGGUGUUGGAGAAUCCACUCUGACGGCAUGUCAGUGUAGUAAAUAAAAUAUGAUGUACUCCGGCCAAUAACUACGCGCAAAGAACCGUGACAGGGAAGGUUGUCAACUGACUGGAUGACUCGAUCCUUUUCAGGACUGAUAGUCUGACUGCAAUGGCUGCUGCUCAGUGUCGCCGUAGGUCCGGACCGCUUGGCUGAUCGUGCGUGGCACGCGUAGACUAGUUGUUUAGUUUUGUCGGCCACUGCGCCCGCGUCCGCUUCCGAUCGUCUUGACAGAGCUAGAUGGGUGAGGAAGAGAAGAGUGCGGUGGACGCUGCGCAAGCCCGCCCCACUGAACAAAUUCACGCGCAGCCAACUGUCCUACGCCCACUCUGUGGACCAUGCGGUGGACGUUGUAGCUGGCGGCUGUCGAAUGGUCGCGCUGCGUCAUGUCCACGGUUGGCGGCGGUACCUUUUCAACCAGUCAGUUUUAGCAUUCUGAGUAUGUUUAACUAUGUAAGUCCUUGUUUGCGCGCCUUCUAGGUACGUCAGCUUUUUUUCGAAACCGGAAUAAUGUGCGCAGGCGGAUAAUCUCAUCCGAAAGCAUCGGUACACAGUCCCCUCCUGUCAUGUCUCCCUCUCAGCCACUUCGUUCUCUGUCGCCUAGCUAGACCUGCAAACUUUGUGUACUGCUGACUAGGAGAAUAAGACGUGAAGCGCACCGCAGGUCUUGUCCUAAGCCAGUGUCCCCUGAUUCAUUUAAUAAUACUGAAUCAGGACCAUUCCGCUUUCCACAUUCGAAAGACAUGUUGGGUUGGUUUCGUCUUGUCUGUCGGCGAUGUAUGCGUCUGGUGGUCGCGUCUUCUGUUGUGGUCUGACUAGUGUUUCCUGCGUUUGAUUGCUGACAUUUGCAGUCCCUUCUCUAUCUUCUCUCCGUUCAGUUAUGACCCCGCGAAUUUGUUUCGCACGUAGUCAACAAUCGGCUUCUCAUUGUCACACCCACGCAAAGGGUUGGGAGGAAGUCAUUCUGUAUCAAACCGCAUUGUUGGCAUUCUUACCUUGUAUGCUCAUGCGUGUUCUUAAUUAGGCUAAUCUUAUCCUUGUUAUUAGUCUAUCCGGACGGUCGAGUCUGCAUCUCCAUUCUCCACGCCCCUGGUGACGACCCGCUGGGUUAUGAAACGUCCGCAGAACGCUGGAGCCCGGUACAAUCGGUGGAGAAGAUCCUUCUCUCGGUUGUUAGUAUGUUGGCUGGUAGGUUCGUCAGUGUCGUAGUGUAAUUCAUGAACGCCCAUUUUACAGUAUUUACUAUUACUUAUUGUAACCGGCAAGACAGCAGACCCGUGACUCGAUGGUAGAGUGUUAAGCUUGAAAACACCCAAUAACCAGACUCCCAGCCCCCUUCCCCCCAGAACGUGGGGUCGGUUAUGACUGAAAGCUCACUGUCGUUCUUACUAGUCGCAUUUCAACUUUCACCGAGGGCUCUUAGUGGAGCCGCACGGUGCGUCAUAUUAACCAUGGACCGUAACCUAGACUUGGAACACACGAUGCCAGGAGCGCCUUGCUGACUGAGUUCUUUUCUCAUGUCUUGCCUAGAACCCAAUGAUGAGAGUGCAGCCAACGUAGACGCCGCCAAGACCUGGCGCGAGGAUCGCCAACGCUUCAACGAAAUGGCUCUCCGCAGUGUUCGCCUCAGUCUCGGAUUCCCGCCCGAGGGUGACCUUCCCAGCUGA